CCAAGGAAAGAAUUGUUUAAUUGAACAGAUUUAUUGAAAUUAAUAAGUAAAAUAUUUUAGUCUAUGAAGCCUUUUGAGGGUUGGACCAGACUGGAUCAGUUUAUUUACCAUCUUAACACAAUGACUUUAAAAGGCAGCUUUGUUACUGCUCACUAACAUGGGGCUUUUUGCUCACGGACACUUUGACACCCCCUGUAAAAACCGUCAUCUUGAAAAGAUGUUUAGAUGGUUGUGAGAGGAAGUAACUCAUAAGGUUGGAAUCCUGUGGGAGAAAGGAAACUGAAAUGAAAUAAAUAAAAGUGAAGAAUAGCACACAGUCUAAUCCUACUAUCAGUUUGUGCAAUAAUCUAUAAUCUGAUAUAUCCAAUGUCUCCUCAGCUACUGUACACAGCUCAGAAUACAUCAGGCGGCUUGACAGACGCUUGUCCUGUGAGCAUGUGGACGUAUCAGAUGAUAAGGUGGACUAAAGCCUAUAAAUACAGCUGCCUGAGUCUCCCGGUGAGCCACUGUUUAAACUCUGCUGCAACACCUGAGGAUCUCUGCUGUCUCCGUCCUCCCUCCUGCCUUUAACUAUUCAUUAUUUAGGUUCAGCUCUUCCUAUAUGGAGAGAGGCGCCGCUGGAAGAGGCGUCUUUUUUAUGUGUUUUUUCAUGAAUUAAUUAUUCGCGUCCUCGAUGUAUUAAAACGAUGUUUUCUUGUGCGUAAAAUGCCGCGCUCAGUGCGUCCUGGCGCGGACGAUUCCUUGGAAAAUGUGCGGUGUCAGUCGCGUUUCCUUCACGCCCCGCUAUCGUGGAUCGGUGCUGAGCAGGAGUGGCAUCUCGGCGACAAAAUCUGGAUGAAAGAGCGUCCUUUAGAGCUCAGGCAUGCAUCGAGUAAUGAGAUCAUUGGCGUUAUAAAUAUCCCCGUGCCAGCAGAACAACUCCAGCUACUGCAGCCGGGGUAAUGCCCAGGAGCGCUGCACGCGUGUGUGCGCACGGUUUCUGGUGCCCAGACCUCAGGAGCGACACCAAAAUGCUAGAAGUGGCCUAGCGAGGGUCUCCUUUUUGGAAGAAUGAAUGUUCCUCUUUACCUUCUGACCUUCGCUCACUUGAUUUGCGCCGCCGCCGGAGGAGAGCACGUCUCUUUGGAGCGCCAACUUCUGGAAGAGGGGAUCCGCUCGGGACGCAGGACUUGCAGGCUGUACUGUAGGGUUGGCAUCGGCUUCCAUCUCCAGAUUCAUCCCGACGGCAGAGUCAACGGCAGCCAUGAGCCCAACCAGCUGAGUGUCCUGGAGCUCUUUGCGGUUUCUCAGGGGGUCAUCGGCAUCAAAGGGGUCUACAGUAACAGAUUCCUGGCCAUGAAUAAAAGAGGACGGCUCCACGCCACUGAAUGGUUCACAGACGACUGUAAGUUCAGGGAACGUUUCCAGGAGAACAGCUACAACACUUACGCCUCAGUAAUCCACAGGAACCACAGGACUGGUCGCGAGUGGUUUGUGGCCCUCAAUAAGAGAGGGAAAGCUAAAAUGGGCUCCAGCCCGCGGGUCAAAUCCCAGCACGUCUCCACCCACUUCUUGCCGAGGGUCAGCCUGCACGACAAGAGCGAGCGAGGCUUCACCAUCACAGACAGGAGCAAAGAGAGGAGGAAAUCUCCGCCGCCAGCACCGCCCAAACCCCCCGUGGCGAAGGCCAACGUCCAUGCGGGAACAGCACCGAGACGUCAAGUCAAGUACUGGCCCAAGUACCGGUUUGGAUAGAUAUCACAUGGUUUGUCUCUGUCUGGGGGAGACAAGGGUCAUAGACAUUGGACAGAUAAGUAAUGGACGUGCCCAGAAAACUGACAAUGGUCAUUUAUCACAUUCAAAGCAUUCCGGGUAUCUAUGAAGGGUGUGAAAAACCUUAAAGGGCUGCCAGGUACAACUACUGAGCGUUUCUUUUCUGAAGCUGUGAUCAAAGUUGGGAGUUGCCUUUCCACUCUGUCCUGUGUCAUCAGUUGUGUACAUGGUGAGCUUCAGCAGUGACCCAGUCCUGUUGAACCUGAUGCUGUUAACUGUCUUUAUAUUCUGAGUGAAACUUACUUGAAGUUAUUUCUGAUUUAUGCAUCAAAGAUUGAAAGGUCAUCCAUGUUGUUCUGCUAGCUGAAUGAAAUAUCCUCAAUGGACCAUGUAAUGUCCUCCAUUAUUUGUUUGUCAGUGAGGAACUGUCCUAAAAUUAUAGGGUAAGUGCAGACUAACUUUAAAAGAAGGUAGUCUGAACUUUACAGAAGAUUUUCUAACCCCAGAUUCAUAUUUAGUUGCUGUAAUUCCUUGUGAUUUAAAAAAUAUCUCAGAAUUUGGAAUUAGACAAAUUUAUGGCACCAUCGGUCACGAACGUGUUUUGCAGCAGAACAACAAACGUGUUUGUAUCAGAGGUUAAUUUUCCUCAUAAUCAACCAGUAGCUAUUAAUGAAGCAAUAUGUCAGUUUGGAUUUUGAUAAUUAUUAAUGAUUGAACAUUAACUCUAGAAAAGAGAGCAUGAUCUUUUAUAAGGUCUCAGCCCUCACCUUCAUUUUACAGUAGAUGUCAGUAAAGACACGGCAGGGGAGGCAAAUUUUUUAAAAUCUAAUUCUAAUUAGUAAAUAAUAAUGCUGGGGUUGUUUUUUUUUUGUUUUUAAAAAGUGAAACAGGUUUUGUACAGUCCCAUGAGAGAUGAAAUUAUGCAGCAAAGUCAAAUGGGAUGACACAGAUUUAAGUUAGUGUUAUUUCAGAGGUGAGUUGUGUCGUGUGCGACAGCUCUGGUUUGAACAGACUUAUUAAUGAAUUUAAUUUUGUUAUAUAUCACAAUUAUACGGCUCAAAAAAUGUUAAUUUAAAAGAAGACAAUUUAGAUAAAAGUAAGUAAGAUCAUUGAAAUAGAUCUAAAAUCAGGAAAGUAACAAGUAGCUUCUCAGAGCAAUGAAACUCAAUAGCAGCACAGACAUCAGGUCCAACCAUGUUAUAACAUCUAAUGACACUCCACCAUGUAGGUGAUAGUAAACAAACAACAGCUUAUUAACAUUACACGCUAAUUAUAUCACAGAUAUGUGUGUUCUCCCUGUUGGUUAAAAGGUAAAUUUGACUCUACGACAUGUUUACCAGCCUCUUCAGAGACAUGAGGCUCCUGUCUCCUUCCUAAACAUACACACCGACCAACUGUCCCUUCACUAACACCAGAUUUGUGAUAAUCAACAUGAAAAUGAAACCUGGCUCUCCAGAGACUCCCCCCUCCUCCUGGACAGCUGUGAGGGAUCAAGGAGCAAACUGUCCAUCAAAACUAUCAUUUUAGCGACCGGCUGUCCCCUCUGAAAAAUCCAGAGUCACGACCUCGCGGCAUUCCUCCCAGGAGCAGCACACACCUCCGUCACCACGGGGAUAAAGACGCCGAGAAAGAACGGAGCAGUGUUUUGGGGAAGGUUCAGGCUGUAGGUGUAUCAGAUGGCAGGCAGCCGUGGAAUGGUGGUGUGGGAUCAUACAAACAUCUCAGGGGAGGAAGACUGGGUUUGGUUGUGAAGACGACUGAAUGACCUUCCUGAGAGCCUGAACCAGAUAUUCAUGCUGUCUUUCAUUUAACUGUGUGACGUACUUGAGCUCGGGUGCAUUUAGCAGAGGCGUUCAAACCUGUGUAUUAACCUUUGGGAAAAUGGUCCAAAUACCUAACAAGACAAAGACCAAGAGUAACAGUAUGAAACAUCUGUCAACUUUGCAUUUACAAUCAGAAGAAACCUGAGUUCAGAUAUUUUUUAUGGUUAAGAUCACAGUGUUAUGGUGCACUGACACUGUACAUCUUUGAAUACAAAUCUUUUCAUACAACAGUGUAAUCCUAGUGAUUUACAGAUGUGGUUCUGUUCUGCCGUGUUGUUGCUCGUACAGGGUUCAGGCCUGGUCAUUUUCACAUGUAUUUCUUUAGAUAUUUCCCUCUGACUGUGCUAAUAAUCUGCUUUCAUGUGAGCCAUCAGUGAGAGACAGGGUGUUGCCAGUGUGUUGCAUUAGCCUGGCAGAGCUUUCAGCCAGUAAUGGAGAAAAUAAUGCAAAAGUACUCUCAGGUUUAGGUCUCGGAUUUGACAGUACAACGGAACCUGACAUCUGGAUGUGGGGUCAGGUUGUUAAAAACCUGCAAGGGCCAGGAUCUGGUCUCAUUGGUAAGGGUUGCACAGAUUGCUGCAAAAUAAUCAUGAAAUGCUAUUAUUAUAAUAAAAAAUGUUAGAAUCUAACAUAUCUGUACUUAUAUUUUCUAGAUCAUCACAAAAAGUCGUCUUCUUACAGGGGAAGACAAAGCAUUAAAAACGAGUGAUAUACCUCUCUUCUGUCAGGUUAAUACACAGGUUAAUACAGUGGAACAGACUGUGGCCAAUGGCAGCCAGUGUUCAGCAGGAGCCUGUAGCAGUUGGAUCUAUUUUUGCAGGUUAUCAGUUGACAGAGGUCCUGAGGGACUGUAGAUAUCUCGAUGCUGUUAGUUAGUUUUUUAAUGAUCCUCUGUGUCGUCGUCAUGUUGUGUGGUCUUCAUUCACAUCCCAAAGAAAUAUUUUUUGUACCAGAAUUUUUUAAGAAUAAAAACUUAUGUAUGAAGAAGAGUUUUAUAUGAUUAUUACAAAUAAAUAUAUCAGCAGAUAUUCACAUGCAUUAUGUUUUAUAUG
This is a messenger RNA of Lates calcarifer (barramundi perch), 4627 nucleotides long. RefSeq names its product fibroblast growth factor 5 (gene fgf5). Gene Ontology annotation, cellular component: cytoplasm. NCBI's taxonomy places the organism in Eukaryota, Metazoa, Chordata, Actinopteri, Centropomidae. Bases 1051 to 1734 code for a protein of 227 amino acids. The record is from RefSeq and is a predicted model, not a curated record. The transcript is spliced from 3 exons. Gene Ontology annotation, biological process: fibroblast growth factor receptor signaling pathway; regulation of cell migration; positive regulation of cell population proliferation. Gene Ontology annotation, molecular function: fibroblast growth factor receptor binding; growth factor activity.